Molecule: messenger RNA, 1981 nt
Organism: Brassica oleracea var. oleracea
Lineage: Eukaryota; Viridiplantae; Streptophyta; Magnoliopsida; Brassicales; Brassicaceae
Product: pentatricopeptide repeat-containing protein At3g29290-like
Exons: 3
Coding region: 167-1843 (558 amino acids)
Molecular function (GO): protein binding
Source: RefSeq, a predicted model, not a curated record
CUCAUCCUAGUCUCAACACUCCUCCGCAGAGGGGUGAAAACAGGCUUAUUUGAUUCAUCAAUUCGACUGAAAAAAAUCGGGUUUUGAUUUGGUGUCAUGCUUAUGGUACUACAGAUCAUUACGCAGCUGAGCUUCUUUGGUUAAUUAUCUCCGGUCCGGUAAAAUCAUGAGUGAUGUCUGGUUGAGUCCUGUCUCCAUCACCUCUACAUCGAAUCAAUUAGACUAUGGUUGUUAUGCCGUCAAGAAGAGCUGUUGUCAUUGGUCUUUGUGUCACUCGUUGGACUUGGCAUUGACCAUGAAGCUGAAACGGAGGCGUCUAGCUUAUGGUAAUGUAAAAAUGGAGUCUUUUUCAUCAGGAACAAAGAGAAUAUGUUUCAGUAAGGUGAGUAGUGCGCUAGAAAGAUCCUCCAACGGUGAAACCAUGGCUUUGGAUUUUGAAUCUGGAUUGAAAGAAAAUCUUUCCGGUUUGUUUGUAGAAGAUGAGGUAGAAGAGAAGCCUGAAGUAGAUAAGAGUAGGAUACAUUUCUUAGAAGAGAGGGACGAGGAGAUGUUAUCAAAGAGACUUCUGAAACUCAGCAGGUUAGACAAAGUCAGAAGCGCAUCAGAGCUGUUUGAUUCCAUGAGGCUUUCAGGUUUACAACCCAACCCCCACGCUUGCAACUCUCUUCUCUCGUGCCUCUUGAGGAGUGGAAACCUUCCUAAACUCUUCACCGUCUUUGACUUCAUGAGAACAAAGGACAACCUCACAGGCCACACGUACAGCUUGCUGUUGAAAGCUGUCUCAGAGCUCAAGGGUUGCGACUCUGCGCUAAGAAAGUUUAGAGAGCUAGAAAAGGACCCCAAACACAAGAGCCACUUCGACGUUGUCCUAUACAACACCGUGGUUUCUCUAUCUGGACGGGUGAACAACGUGCAAGAGACAGAGAGGGUAUGGAGAGCUAUGCAAAGCGAUGGUCUAAUUGGAACCGAGGUUACAUACUCUCUGCUCGUUAGCAUCUUUGUCCGGUGCGGGAGAACCGAGCUGGCUCUCGAUGCGUACGACGAGAUGAUCAGCAACAACGUAUCUCCUAGAGAGGACGCAAUGCAAGCGAUGAUAAGCGCGUGUACAAAGGAAGAGAGAUGGAGCUUGGCGUUGAAGAUCUUUCGGAGCAUGUUAAAGAAAGGGAUGAAGCCUAAUCUAGUAGCGUGCAACGCACUGAUCAACUCGUUAGCAAAGGCUGGGAAAGUGGGAUUGGUGUUUAAGGUUUACAGCGUUGUUGUAAAGUCUUUAGGGCAUAAACCUGAUGAGUACACUUGGAACGCGUUGCUCACGGGUUUGUACAAAGCGAACCGAUACGAUGAUGUUCUCCAGCUGUUUGAUAUGGUGAGAAGCGAGAGGCUGUGUUGUGUGAAUGAGUAUUUGUACAACACGGCUUUGGUGUCUUGUCAGAAGCUUGGUUCUUGGGAGAAAGCUGUGAAGCUUUUGUAUGAGAUGGAAGGUUCCGGGGUAACAGUUUCGACUUCGUCUUAUAAUCUGGUGAUAAGCGCUUGCGAGAAGUCAAGACAGUCGAAAGUCGCGUUGCGAGUGUAUGAGCACAUGGUGAUAAGGGGUUGUGAGCCGGACACGUUUACGUAUCUGUCGCUUAUAAGGAGUUGCGUUUGGGGUUCACUGUGGGGAGAGGUUAAAGAUAUACUAAAGAAGGUGGAACCAGAUGUGUCGCUUUACAACGCUGCUAUACAUGGAAUGUGUUUAAGACGUGAGUUCAAGUUAGCAAAGGAGCUGUAUGUGGAAAUGAGAGAGGUGGGUCUAGAACCGGAUGGUAAGACUCGAGCUAUGAUGCUACAGAACUUGAAGAGACAUUAAAAAGUUUAAUGUGUAAAAAAAAAAAGGGUUUAAUGUGAGAUACUGUUUUUUGUCUACUCAAUUGUUGACCAGUAUCAUAAUCUAAGACAAAGAUACUUGUUAUUACUUUCGUGAAUGAUCCAAACUCAUUUAUUACAA